AAGUGUCAAGUGUCACUACCAUCAGAAUUUGUUUUGGUUUUGUGUUUUUGCACUGAAAUUUUCUUGAAACUUAAAUGUAUUCUAAAUAUUGUUGUUGAAUAUUAUUACGUGAGAUCGACUCUCCGUGUGGCAUAAUGACGGCUGUAAGAACAUGUCCUGGGUUGUAUUGUGGUCGUACGGAACUGGAUGAUGGGUCUUGGAGUGACUGUGGUGCUUGCCCUCGAGGAUUUCGCACCAAUUCAACCAGCUACUGCGUACCAUGUACCGAUAAACCGACUUUAUACGAUGGCUUGUAUCUUGGAUUCAUGGUUCUAUUACCUAUGGUAUUGCAUUGGUUUUUUAUAGACAUGGUUGCUGUGGCCAAGGGCACCAAGAACAUUUUAGUGCAACACAUAUGUGCUUUUGUUGAGGUGGCAACGGGCACGCUGGCAGCUUUACUAGUGCUGCCACCAACAGGCACUAUUGCAUUACAUGUCUGUUCUCCAAAAGCUCUAUCUGACUGGUACACAUUGCUGCAUAAUCCACAACCUGAUUAUAAAGAGACCCUGCAUUGCACACAGGAGGCUGUAUACCCUUUAUACACAGUAGUCCUACUAAUAUAUGCAUUCAGCCUGCUGAUGACUAUAACUUUGAGGCCAUGGUUGCUGACAUGGGAUUCCGUAAAUCCUGGCAAGAAGGCAAUAUACUGCGCACUGUACUUCUAUCCGAUACUAGUGCUCAUACAUACUGUCGCUGCGGGAUUGAUUUAUUGUUCUUUCCCAUACAUCAUCAUAAUAAUAUCAAUGAUGACGUCAGCGUCACAUUUCUCAAUCAAAAUUGAGCAGACAGCACCAGCGCUCCUGAUGUCAUCCCUUACGAACACAAGAAACUUGAUCAUAUUAUUGGGUCAUUGGAUAAUCCAUGCAUACGGGAUCAUUUCCCUCACUGGUUUCAAGGAAUUGUGGUACCUAUCCCUGGUACCUGCCCCAGCAUUGUUUUACAUCUUAACUGCUCAGUUCACUGACCCCAUGAAGAUUCACAGUGAUUGACAAGAACGCCAAGCAUUCGUAAAGCUGGUUCUACAUUGACUUCAGUGAUUGUUUUGCUAUGUGGUACUGAUAGUGCAGUGACGUUUCAAGUGGUAGCCAGUACGAAUGCUUCUCAUGAGUUUUAGUUCGGACAGUAUUGUUGGGUUUAUAUUUUUACAAACUUCUCCGCUAGAUGUUUUAGCACCUCAUUUCACAUCUGAAGUCCACA
This is a messenger RNA of Spodoptera exigua (beet armyworm), 1236 nucleotides long. NCBI's taxonomy places the organism in Eukaryota, Metazoa, Arthropoda, Insecta, Lepidoptera, Noctuidae. The record is from the annotation of a GenBank genome assembly.